UGCGACGACGAACCAGUGUGGUCACGUAAGCCCACCAUACCGCAUGGUGGAUACAUGUUUCCUUUAACUCGACGUUGUCUAAAAUGCUAUAAUUGUGUAUUGUUAUUAUUUUGCAAGGGUACAACGAACUUGUGGAACAGCCACCUCCAGCCUUGCAUACGAGUGCUGGAUUAUACCUGGUUUUGCUUAAAUAUUAUUGGAACACAAUUGAAUUAUAAUCUGAAUAAUCCAAAAAGAAUUGGAGCUUUUAAUAUUUGCUCCUUACCACUAAAGCACUGUUAAAAAUGAAGUGGUCACCCGGUGCUCUAUUCUGUGAACAAGUUGGUGAAUUAACUCGAGUUUUCUCACAAUGGAAUGAAUGUGAGCAAACUGUAGUUUUAUAUGCACUACUUCGUCGCAUUCCUGCAGUUCAAGCAAGGUUUCUUGCACAAGCAGUGCAGCAUUCCUUGCACUCUGUUUCUGAAUUAGACACACAGGAACUAAAUGCUAAUAAUCCAGCAUUUAUUAACUCAUUGCUAUCAGAAUCGACAGAAAUUGCUAUAAAUCAACUUCUAACACAUUUGCCAUUAUUAAGGCCUGGGAAUAUAGAGUGCAAACAAUGUUACUUAGUAGCGAUACCAGAAUUAGUAAGCCAUUGUGUAACUACAGGGCAAUUUACCGAACAAACUCAACAACUGUUAAGUUAUUGUUUGAUUCAUCCAGCUAUAACUAGUCAAGAUAGACGCUCCUUGACUCAGUGGCUUCGACAUCUGGAAGAACGUAUUAGUGGUACGCCACCAAUACACAGUCUCGAAGAGUACACUAAUACUACUAUUAGAUGGGAUAAUGCAUGGCAGCGAAAUUCUAAACAGCAAAGUGAACAGACAAGUUUAUUUGGCACACAACCAAGCACUGCCUUCAAUUUGCAAUUUCCUCCACCCGUAACUCGUCAACGACGAUCGAACAGUUUAACACCACCCGUUGCUCCAUCUCAUCAUCUAGAAGUUGUUGAUCGCAGUAACAAUAUAAAUUGUACAACUAAACAUAAGCCACGAAGUUUCAGCGUAUCUGGAGAUCAUACAAGCAAUCUUAUUGGAUUAGGCCCAUUAAGCCCUCAAAGUUCUUGCGCAAGUAGCGGCAGCGAAGGGCGUUUGGACGAAACAUCUACCCGAUCGCUUGCUAGUGGUAUGAGAGAUGUCCCAUCAUGGCUUAAAACUUUACGCCUUCAUAAAUAUAGUUAUCUAUUUGUUACUCUCAGUUACGAAGAAAUGCUUCAAUUAACCGAGGAACAAUUAGCAGAACAAGGCGUGACCAAAGGGGCCCGACAUAAAUUAGCUCUUUCUAUCGCAAAAUUGCAACAACGCUAUACAACACUUCUAAAUUUAGAGAAAGACUUAUUACAACCAACGCACGAUAAUACACAAUCGGCUUCGUUUUUACAAGGCCCGACAGUUUUGGUUAAUACGAUCGAUGAAUUAAAAACUAUUUUAGCUACUCCCAUGAAACCUAGCCAAGAAAAUGAUCUUCAGGAUAUACCUGCACAAUUCACCAAGGUUCUUGGAAAACUGUGUAGCCGGUUGGCACUGGAUAGCGUGGAUGACGGUAUUUUAUGCGCUUGUAUUAACAUAUUAGAGAAAGUAUUGCAGCAUGAUUGCUUUACUCCAAAUCAAAAGGAGAAGGUACAACAAUGGCGCAGUAGACUUGGAAAUCCACGACCAACUCCAAAAUGGCAACAUAAUUAUGGCUACAAUAAUAGAAGGUACUGUAACCCGCAGCAGCACAAUAGAAAACCAAGUUUAAACUUAGGACACAUCCAUAAUACGCAUCCGCAAAACAAUUCUUUUGUGGUUAGCACUCACAGAAACAGUAUAUCUACACCAUAUUUACAAAAUAAUCAGAACCAAAGCGUAAAUCAGAAUACUUUACGUCCAGUCCACGCGACCAAAAAGCGACCUAGUUUACAAGAAUCUAGUUUACAGCAGUUACAAAGAACGUUACAACGCACAUACAGUGCACCGAGGGAUCAUUUUCUUAACCCGAAUAACAACAACGCAUCCGAAACAACGGAGCCAGAAAUCAACUCUCGUCUCGAAUCUCUUUGUUUAAGAAUGACGGAACAAGCAAUCGGUGGUUUCGGUGAGGCCUAAUAAAUUCUUGUCUUUUUUCGUUGACUGGAUCUACACAGUAAGUAAGUCCUGUUAAAAACAGAAAAAUUAUAAAACGACAUAUGUGUCCGAGCUUCGUUCUUCCAAAGUCGAAGGCAAGACUGACACUCUUACAUUUUGCGAGAAUAAAGAGACUCCGACAGCAAUGAUAAAUGCUGACAAAUAGCACGUAUAAACGUGCAUGCAUUCUCACGCUUUAAUAGCCCUACCAAAUGAAAUGUCCAACAUUUGAGACAUUUACACCAAGAAAACCCAGUUUUGCGAUGUCAGAACGACACGCGAAGGAAAACUAAAAAAAAAAAAAAAAAAAAAAUAUUUUUUAUUAUAUCUGAUGCAAUUAUACUAUUUAAUUGAAACUGACAGAAUUUGGCAAGCCAAAUGCUAUUAGAAAGAUAGAUUCUUUCCUUGACUAAUUGCUGCAUCUAUAUAAAUGUAUUAUAUAAAGAAUAUAUAUGUAUACACAUAUGAGAUAGAAUUUUAUGGGAAGCGGAUAAAAAAACGUAUAACAUAUAUUAAAACGAAAAAAAAGGGGACGAAAACGGUACACCACAUUAAUUGUGCGAUGUUUGCAAUAUUAUUAUUUUCGUGUGUUAUCCAUUUCGGGAAAUGGAAUUUGUCUGAUUUUAAGCGCCAGGACACAUUAUAUACUAAUGUAUUCAUUUUAACGAACUGACUGAUUUUACUUCUUUUUAACAUUACUACGAUAAUUAUCUCUCCGUUCUACUUUCUUAUUGCAACCGCCGCUAUUGCUACUACUCAUCACUCUAUUUUCUGUCGACAUCGUUUAUUACUAUUCCGGCCGAUAGCUAAUUCGCCACACCAUCAUUUUCAUUACGUCCAUCAUUGUCUUUACUGCUUGUCAUAUUAUUAUUACUAUUAUCAUCAUUAUUAUAGUUAUUACUGCAAUUAUUACUACGUAAACUCUUAUUACUGCUACUGUUUACUACCAUUUCUCCGGGUGACCACUAACACCAUUAUUAAUAUGCUUUCACGCUAUUGCUAUUUUUACCCUCCUAUCGUUACGACUGUUUCUACUAUUAUCAUCUAUCAGCUAUGCUAUUACUAUUACCAUUACCCUACUACAAGUAGCCCUCACAACUACUCUUACUAUUAUGAGUACUGCUAAUACUAUAACAUAUUAUACUCUCCCCGCUAUCGUCAUUAUUAUUGUAUAGUUCUCCUUAGAGGAAAUGGAAAAUCAUACUUAAAAGAUAUAAUACACAAUAUUACUUCGUUAUAUGCAUUGAGAGAAAAGGAAGAAAGGAAAGAGACGAAGCGCUGUCGCAUGUACACGUUUUAAAUUCGCCUUCGCAAUCACGAUUGUUGGAGAAAAAAGAAUAGAAAAAGAUGACAUGCAGCGGUGUGUAUACUUUGUAGUUUGCGCACAGAUCUCGUGAUUCUUUAUACUCUUACGCGAGGAAGAAGAUAAGGGAGAAAGCGAGAGAGAGUUACCACGUGUCUCUUCUUUUAAAGUCGCAGUUAACAACUAUAAAUAGAAGAGGAUAAGAAGUACUGAAGGAAAGAGAGAAGGGAGUAGCGGAAGAAGGCGAAGAGAUUAUUAAUAAUAAACGGAUUUUUUAAGGCCUUAAAAAGGUAUAAGUCUCGUGCUAACGAACGCUAAGAAGGGUAUAAGACUAAAUAAUUAAAUAUACACAUAUAGCGAAACGAGUCGAGGAAUGUUAGAACUGAAAAGGAAAACUUGCAUUAUGCUUUCAUGAUGCGACAUCGAAAUCUGUGGCUUUAAAUUAUAAGCGUACACCAUACUACUCUAUAAAUAUGCACUUAUUAGCACUUUAACCGUAAUUACGUCGCGAGUAAAACCGUAGCAUAAUAUUUUUCGUGCAACAAGGAUAGGGAGAUACGAGAAGAAGGAGAUACGAGAGAGAGAAAAGAUGAAACGGAUGGCGAUGAUCAUGAUGAAAGAACGAGAAACAAAAAUGAAAGAAAAAGGAAUAUGUAAAGAUACGGGAAAGAUUAAAUUUAAUAACUAAAUAUAAUAGUAUUAGCGAUAAACUGAUAUAACGUAUUGAUAAACAAUAUAUGAGACAAGCAAACAAAUAAGCAAAAAAAAAAAAACAAA
Molecule: messenger RNA, 4224 nt
Organism: Bombus pascuorum
Lineage: Eukaryota; Metazoa; Arthropoda; Insecta; Hymenoptera; Apidae
Gene: smg
Product: protein Smaug homolog 1
Exons: 9
Coding region: 285-2126 (613 amino acids)
Biological process (GO): negative regulation of translation; regulation of mRNA stability; regulation of DNA-templated transcription
Cellular component (GO): P-body
Molecular function (GO): protein binding; translation repressor activity; mRNA binding
Source: RefSeq, a predicted model, not a curated record